GCCUGGAGGCUUCAAACUCAGAUGAUCGGGUCAUGGCCGUCUCUUUCCUUUCGAGCUUCUUCUCCUCCUUGCUUCCUUCAAAGUCAUCGUGCCCACGACCAGCCUGCCUCCAUUGUCUCCCCUCACAGCUCCGUCUUCAACCAUCCUCAUCAGAGUGGUCGUCGCUGGUCUCAGCCAGCGACUUCACUGAAUCUUCUUCGUCUUUUUCGUCUCUUCAUGCAAGUGAUUGCUCACCCAUCUUGUACCCUGCACUCGCGUAUUCAAAUAUUCUCUUCUUCAAAUCAGCAUAUAACGUUCAGGUCAUAGUGGGCGAGAAUGAGCCCGAAGAUAGGCUGCUGAACCGGUUCAGGAAAGAGGUCCUGAAGGCCGGUGUGCUUCAAGAGUGUAAAAGAAGGAGAUUUUUCGAAAGCCAACAGGACAAGAAGAAGAGGAAAUCUAGAGAAGCUGCAAAAAGGAACCGAAGGAGGAGGCCACAAUCCAGAGCUCUAGUACAAAAGAAAGACGAAGCCCCUAAGAAGAACAAGUAUGAUGAUGAAAAAGAUGAUAACUGGGAACUUCCAGAGGUCGAUCUUCCAUAUUGUUGAAGCACAGAAAAACAUAUAGAUCAAAUGAACUUGAACUGGAUACUCCUUGUAGAUGACUUCACAAAAGUCGGCAUUUUUUUCAAACUUCAUCUUAAGUUCUUAAGUGAAUUAUCUUGUUUGUGCUGGUCUUUCAAUUGUAAUCGGUAUAUGCCAUGGAAAGAAAAAUUCCAAUGUACAGAUUAUCUACUGGAGAUGUGAUAUCAAUGAGCUGUGGUAUUGCUUUGGAUGAUAUGACUCAUUCAACUACUUUGUUAUUCCAUGGUGUUCAUAACUAGUUA
Neltuma alba is the source of this 862-nucleotide messenger RNA. RefSeq names its product 30S ribosomal protein S21, chloroplastic-like. The coding region runs from base 33 to 584 and encodes 183 amino acids. Gene Ontology annotation, cellular component: ribosome. Gene Ontology annotation, biological process: translation. The record is from RefSeq and is a predicted model, not a curated record. The transcript is spliced from 2 exons. NCBI's taxonomy places the organism in Eukaryota, Viridiplantae, Streptophyta, Magnoliopsida, Fabales, Fabaceae. Gene Ontology annotation, molecular function: structural constituent of ribosome.